Molecule: messenger RNA, 1476 nt
Organism: Trichomonas vaginalis G3
Lineage: Eukaryota; Parabasalia; Trichomonadida; Trichomonadidae
Product: metaphase/anaphase transition of mitotic cell cycle
Exons: 1
Coding region: 1-1476 (491 amino acids)
Biological process (GO): cell division
Molecular function (GO): protein binding
Source: RefSeq, a predicted model, not a curated record
AUGCCGAUUACUGAGGAAAGUUUUCCUUCAGUUAUUGAAGCAAUAAAAUUUUCAUUAGAGUUUAGAUUAUUUGAUAAUGCAUUUAUGCUCUGUGAAGAAGCCAUUUCAUGCAAUUUAUGUCCAGAAAUCAUCGAAUUAUAUGCAAAAUCUUUUUUGGAAAUUGGAUCGCCCAAACAAGCAGCAAUAUUAUGCAAAAAUAACAUUCAUGUAGUUAUGUCAUCUCCAAAUACAAUCAUAAUUUACGCAAAAUCAUUAAUAGAAAGUGGUGAUUUAGUUACUGCUGAGGAUGUUUUAUACAAAUUCCUAUUAUCAUGUAUUGAUAAUAAUAACAUACAAUAUAAGGUCGCAGCUCAAUACUAUUUAGGUCUUAUUAUGAAUCGAACAAGUAGAUUUUCUUCAUCAAAGCCAUUAUUUAACGACUGUUUAUUAUACAAUAAAUAUUUAGUUUCUGCAAGGAAAAAUAUGCUGAUAGACGCUAUCCCUAAAGAAACAAAUGAAAUUCAAAUCUCCGAUAACAUAUCCACUCUAACUUUAUUAGAAAAUCCGCAAAUAAAUCCUGAUGAAAUAGAAUUUCCGCCAAAUUUCCGUGAAUCAAUUCCUUAUCUAAUACAAAAAGGCGAUUAUUAUUUUCAUAGAAGUAAUUUUACAUUAGCGUGCAGAGAAUAUAAGAAACUAUAUGAGAACUAUCCAUAUAAUACUCAUGGCCUUGCAUUUUACUCUACAGCUCUAUGGCAACUGAAAGGUAUUUCAACAUUAACAGAACUUUCAAGAUAUUUGACAUCUAUUGCUCCAGGAUCUGCCGAAACCUGGAUUGUUGUUGGAAAUCUCUCAUCUGCUCAGCACAUGAGCGAUCAAGCCGUAGAAUAUUUCAUCAAAGCUUCAAAAAUUGAUCGUUCUUGUUCAUAUGGUCUUACUCUUGCUGGCCAUGAGUAUUUAAGCCUUGGUCGCGAUAGUGAUGCCCAAGAUAAGUUUAGAGAUGCUGUUUCUCGUUCUCCUUUGGAAUAUUCCGCAUGGUAUGGAUUAGGAACAAUUUUGUACAAAGAAAAGAAAUACGCGGCUGCAAGAUAUUACAUCAGGAAAGCUCAGACAAUCAAUAGAGAUUCAAGUGUAUUGAUGUCUAUCCUCGCUCAAACGGAGUUGAUGUGUGGAGAUUCUGAUGUUGCAAUUGAUUUGUUCAAGAAAUCAGUUGCAAUGGAUAAAACUAACUAUGCUGCAAAAUUCCAGUUAGGAUGCGCAUACCAAGAUAUUCAGAAGCUGGAAGAGGCAAAAGAAGAAUUCUCACAAGUUGCUUCUUUUGCUCCUGAUGAACCAAUGGCUUUGUUCAAACUUGGUCAAGUUUUCAUGCAACAGGAAAAUUUCGAUAUCGCUCUUCAUUACUUUGUUGAAGCUUUGAUAUAUGGAUAUCCUAUCAAAACAGAUAUAUAUGAUGAAAUAGAAAGUAUUAUAGAUGAUAUUAUAAAGAAAUGUCUUAAAUAA